Molecule: messenger RNA, 587 nt
Organism: Arvicola amphibius (Eurasian water vole)
Lineage: Eukaryota; Metazoa; Chordata; Mammalia; Rodentia; Cricetidae
Gene: Kiss1
Product: KiSS-1 metastasis suppressor
Exons: 3
Coding region: 123-533 (136 amino acids)
Biological process (GO): positive regulation of cytosolic calcium ion concentration; G protein-coupled receptor signaling pathway
Cellular component (GO): neuron projection
Molecular function (GO): kisspeptin receptor binding
Source: RefSeq, a predicted model, not a curated record
CACAGCUCCUAUCUCAGUAGGAUGAGGCCAACUGAGUUGACAAGCUCCCAGAGCCCCUGAGGAUAGAAGCAUCUGAUGGGCGAGCCUUUGAACACAUCGUGGACCUGCCUCUUCCUGCCAGAAUGACUGCAUUGGCUUCUUGGCAGCUAUUGCUUCUCCUCUGCAUCACUACCUUUGGGGAGCCACUGGCAAAGGUGGCACCUCUGGCAAACCCUGGACCCACAGGCCAGCAGUCCGGAUCCCAGGAACUCAUCAAUGUCUGGGAAAAGGGCCCGCGGUGCGCAGAAGGGAAAUCUGGGGUUGCAGGGCUGCGAGCCCGAACCCGUAGGACCUUGCCGUGCCCACCCGUUGAGAGCUCCGCGGGGCGCCAGCGACCCGCGUGCGCCGCUCUCGGUCGCCUGAUUCCGACACCCCGCGGAGCGGUGCUGGUGCAGCGCGAGAAGGACCUGUCAGCCUACAACUGGAACUCCUUCGGCCUGCGCUAUGGCAGGAGGCAGGCGGCGCGGGCGGCGCGGGCAGCAGCGCGGGGCUGAGCGGGCAGCAGCGCGGGGCUGAGCGCAGGGCGGCGGGUGGAUUGCGAGCCCAGU